GCUAGUUUCAAUCUAGGACCUUGGUCAUCUGGAAUUUUCGUACGAUAACUUAGGAUCGGAAAUUCUGCGAUGGAGCAAACCUGUUAUUAUAAAAUUUUAGGUAUUGAGAAGACUGCUUCAGGCGAUGAGAUAAAGAAGGCGUAUCGCCGACUGGCACUUAAAUGGCAUCCAGACAAGAACCCAGACAAAAAGGAAGAAGCAGAAAAAUGCUUUAAACUCAUAAGUGAGGCAUAUGAAGUACUGUCGGAUCCCAAGAAGCGUGACAUAUAUGACAGACGCGGCAGGGGUCCUCAUGCUGGCGAGGCAUUCGUGUUUGAGGAUUCUGAUCCUUUCGCAAUGUUUACGCGGUUCCACUUCCGAGAUCCCAUGGAUAUAUUCAGAGAAGUUUUUGCUGGCUCUGGACUCGAUUCUUUCUUUGGCCCCAGUAUUCAUGACUUCCAUUACGGUCCUCAGUUGGGUCGAACUCACAGGUCCAACUCUCAUCGCAACGCUGGGCGACAAUCCGGAUCUCCUUAUCAUCAUGCCGGACGUUCUAGUCAAGUGCAGAGCUAUGAUCCUAUGCUCGCAAACCCUUUCAUGGGUGGACUCUUUGACUCUCCGUUUGGUGGGUCACUGUUUAGUCCUUUGAUGGCUUUUACCGAUUCUGGGUUUGGAAAUCCCCAGGGUUCUUCAUCAACCUCCAUCUUCAGUAGCUUCGGUGGAUCUUCAUGUGCGGGUGGUUUCAGGUCAGUUUCAACAUCGUCCAAGUACGUAAAUGGGAAAAUGGUUCGUGUGACAAAAGUGGUAGAGAAUGGUACUGAGACCAUUACGGAAGAAGUAGAUGGUCAAGUAACUAACCGAACUGUCCGUCAAUGUGGAAAUGGAGCCCUGCAAGCAAUGUGAUUUAUCUUCACACGAAAACAUACUUUGUUCGCAUAGUAAAACUAUAUUAAUUUUGUAUAAUCAGUUUCACAGUUAUUUGUUGAGGUUGAUAAAUUAAUAUUUAUGUUGUCUAAAUGACUGUUUUAAUCCGUCCAAUUUACUGUUACGUCUAUUGGAUACUUUGUUUUUCAACUGCACUUAAGACAUACCACAUUCGAACCCUCUUAUAAUACUUAUAUAAAAUAAAUUUAUCCUACUGAUUUUGUUGUUUAUUUUCACUUUUCAUUUCAAGGUAUAUUCGUGUGGAAUCGCUUAGUUGUGUCGUCGAGUUUCGGUUAGCUAAAAUCAUUACAAAUCAUUACUGCAGGAAUAAUCAGCAUCAAUACAUAGUGUGGUAACGAUAACCAGCUGGACAAAUUGAUCGUCCUAUCAAGUUUAUCAGCUUUGGUCGGUUAGUGACUACAGAAAUACUGCAAUUUUUGAUCAUCGUAAAAUUAAGCCACGUAUUGAGCGUGCACGUCACCCGAUUGUCUAUUAAAGAAGUUCAUACGGUGAUAUACUAUGUAUGACUUACAACGACAAUACAGCCGCUAAGAGCUAAACGCAUGUUUAUGCUGCAAAUAUUCGAUCAUAGUUGUCAUCGGAGCAUUUUUCAAAUAUAGUGGAACCUUCAAGUUAGUGAUGGAAGUUUCUGGCUCGAAACACUAAAUAAACUUAAAUCAUCUGCAGCGACUGUGACGUGUAUUACAAAUUCGUAGUGAUUUGUGGGCGACAGUGAUAGUGAUUGGUUGUUUGCUUAGUCAGACUUAUUGAUAGUCUGACAGGCAUUAGCAUGGGAUUUUCAAAAUCUGAUUUCCUGAAAUUAUUUAUAAACCACGUAUCUGAAGAAAUUAAAAGUGAAUUCUGGUUUAUGUCAGGUGUCAGCUUUCAAUAGCAUUUUGAAGGUGCAGUCAGCUGUUCAAUUCGAUUGACAUUUGACAUGGUUAUCAAACUAGACAUUCUGGUGUUCAUACGCUUACUAAGUACCACACAUUUUGGAAUACUGUUAUCAAAGUGAGCUGUUUACAUUUGUACGAUUACAAUUUUUCAUAUGUUGAACAAAACACAAGUGAUAUCAAUGUAGUGCAUGUCUUUUUUAUGAUUCUGUAGAAUAAACUGGCUACAAUUUC
Messenger RNA from Schistosoma margrebowiei, 2030 nucleotides. The record is from the annotation of a GenBank genome assembly. NCBI's taxonomy places the organism in Eukaryota, Metazoa, Platyhelminthes, Trematoda, Strigeidida, Schistosomatidae.